Molecule: messenger RNA, 521 nt
Organism: Telopea speciosissima
Lineage: Eukaryota; Viridiplantae; Streptophyta; Magnoliopsida; Proteales; Proteaceae
Product: protein C2-DOMAIN ABA-RELATED 4-like
Exons: 3
Coding region: 21-521 (166 amino acids)
Source: RefSeq, a predicted model, not a curated record
CUCCAGAAAGAGCGUCUUUGAUGGAAAACCUGUUGGGCCUUCUCAGAAUUCAUAUCCAGCGCGGCGUCAACCUGGCUGUACGUGAUGUCCGUAGCAGCGAUCCUUACGUAGUUAUCAAGAUGGGCCAACAGAAAGUAAAGACACGUGUGAUGAAAAAGAACGUCAACCCCGAGUGGAAUGAAGAAUUAACUGUCUCUGUUCAAGAACCCAUUCUUCCAGUCAAGCUUACGGUGUACGACCAUGAUCGAUUCAGCAAAGAUGACAAAAUGGGAGAUGCAGAGUUUGACAUAAAACCAUUUGUUGAGGUACUAAGGAUGAACUUGGAUCCAUACCCAAGUGGUACCAAAAUCUCAAGAAUCCAACCAAGCAGACAAAACUGCCUUGCUGAAGAGAGCUGUAUCUCCUGGGAAAAUGGGAAAGUCAUUCAAGAUAUGUGUCUCAGAUUAAGAAAUGUGGAACGUGGUGAGGUGGAACUCCAACUCCAUUGGAUUGACCUACCUGGGGGUUUAUAUAGUGAAUGA